AUGAGUACACAAACUUCAUCCAGACCAAUUUUCCAAUUGAGAAAGGAAUUAAGUGAGUCCUUGACAACGGACAUCUCUGAUUCUAAUAAUAAUGAAUUAGAAUUCUCCACAGAGAAAGCUACUUCUUUCGAGAACUCAACUGCCACUACAUAUAACGACACCAACAAAAUUUUAACAGAAAAUGAAGUUUACACCGUCAGUAGACUCACUACGGAAUUACCUUCCUCCACUAAGAGAGAAACUCAAGACCAUCAACAAACAACAGGUUUUCUUGAAACCUCUAUGCAGAAGGCAUUGAUAUCUGAUACAGACAAUAUUUUUAUUUGGAAUUAUGAUUCGCCUCAAAGAGACACUCCAUCUAUUAGAAUUCCAUUACACGAUGAAGCAGAAUACUCUUUGUCUGAACCACCAGCAUGUCUUUUGACAACACCUCUGGCUGCAUACGAACCUACCACAGGAAACUCUGAUAACGAUAACCAAAGAUUGGAAAUUAAUAAUGGACCUGAUAAUUGUGGUGUUAUAAUUUUUGACAAACAAACUGGGAAAGUAACUUAUUAUGAAGAUAUUGAAUCUAUAAAUAAUUUAUACCCCCAACUUUCUAAGGCAAUGUCUCAUAAUCUCGAUUUAAAUUUGUCUCAGGAUGAACGUAUCACUAAAGUUUUAAAUCUAGAACCUGCAGGUAUAGUUGUAGCUACAUCAUUAGGUGCAGUACAUUUUAUUACCAUAAGAGAUAAUAUUGGUAAACCAAGAAUAGCAUUGAAACAAACAUUGAUUAAAGCACAUAGAGGUUUACUUUCCCAAUUCUUUAAAAAGUCUCAACAAGAAAAUACAACAAAUACUUCAUAUUCUAUUGUUUCUUUGAAACAAGGACAUGUCACAGGGAAAGGAGAAAGACUUUUAUAUAUUACUACUAAAAGUGGUGAUUUCCAAAUUUGGCAAUUAGGUGUUUCAUCUAAGACGUUUAGGAGAAUAAAUGUAAACGUCUUUAACAAAAUUUUAGAAUCGUUACAAGAUUUAUACCCCUUUGCAUACGGUAGUUUGAAAUUAAUUGAUUCGCAUCCAUUAUUAUCCGAUAGCAUGAAUGUUCAAUUAUUUUUAUCUACAAUUACAGAUAAUAACAAUAUGUUUUAUAUUAUUUCCACUAUUAUUCUUGAUGAACAAUUUGGCGCUUACUCGAUUUUCUCAACUUAUAGAUUAAACACAAUGAAUUUACCUACACCUUCUGAACAAAAUGCGCCAAAGUUACUUAUUCCAAGCUCAUUGGAACAAAACAAUAGCUCCAUUGCAUCAGUUUUUGUUUUAUUUCAAAAUUGCCUUGUCAUUACACAAAUUAGUUCCAAACUUGAUUCUAGUUUCAUAUUAAAGAGAAAAUGGGAAGAUAUUAUAAGUUUUAAUGAAGAUAUAAAUGUAAUUGGAUUUGGUUAUAGUGCGAGUUCCCUUUAUAUAAUAAGCAAAGAAGUUGGUGGAAUCAUGAGGAUAGAGCUAAAACGAUCCGUUGAACCAAGUUUCACAGAAGAUUUAGAGGAAACAAGAUUUGUUAAAUCACAUGUCGAACAAGCUACAUAUUUUUCUAAUGCAUCAUUAAACAAUCCAAUAGAAUUUAAUUUACCAUCUGGAUUAUCCAUCGAUAGAGAAGUCAUUGAACAUGAUUUACUUUUGUGUAAUGAUGGAAUAUUUAGUUCUACCAGUAAAUUCAUUCCCAACGUUUCCUCAAAUUUAGAACAACAUUUAAAUUCCAGAAUUAAUUACUAUAAAAAUUUCUUACGCUUCAUUGAAUUAAAUUUCAAUAAUAAUAUUUCUCCUAAUUUAAAACUUCAUUUAGUGGAAAAUUUCGAAACUAUUAAUUGUGCUUUAAGAUUCCUUCAAUGUUUGGACAAAAAAGACAAUGUAAGUUCUAGACUAAACACUGUAUGGUCAUUUAUUCUAUCUAAAAACAAUAUUAAACUUGAAGAUUUGGUGAUUAAACAACUAGAUCAAUUCCCAUCGCUCUUCAUCGAGUUUUUGAAGUCCGUAGAUUUUGGAACCGAAUCUAAUGAAUUCAAAUCCAAAUUGAUAAACCUUUUGAUAUCAUGUUUUUAUGAGGCUAUCUUGGAAGAUGGUGAACGUACAGUUAGAUAUGACAUGUUCAACCUGGAUCCAUUAGAGGUCAGUGUUGAUAAGUUACCAUGGUAUAUUAAUUACGAUAUUUUGAAUGUCUUAAACAAACUAUUUUUCAAUUAUAAGUUCAGCAUUAAAGCUGAAGCUCCUACUGAUACAGUUAAGAAAGAACAAUUUUUAACGCUAUUGAAGAUUUUAUAUUAUUUUUUCAAUCAGAUUAAAGUAUGGAAUACCCAAGUGGACAAGGAAGUCGAUCAAACAAAAUUUGAUCUAGUAGCAAAACUUUAUGAUGAUAACCAUACAGCCUGGAAUGAUGUUCUAUGUGAAUUGAACUACAAAGAACAAUCGAUAAGGAUCACCGAUUUUUAUCAGGAUUUUGAAGCUUUGGUGCAGACUUUAGAAACUUUGGAUGGUCAAGAUAGUCUUUACGCACAGUUCUUCGAGAAAUUCGAUUAUGAUUUUGCUUCGACCUUAUUCUCGUAUUACAUUGCUAAUAAUAAACUAUCGAAAUUAUUUUAUCAAUUCCCCGAACAGCAUCAUCAAUUGGUAAGAUUCUUUGAAGAAAAUAUUGACCAAUACAGAAAUAUAUCCUGGAUUCAAGAUAUUAUGGACGACAAUUUCUCCAAAGCAUCGAUGGAUCUUGUAAAAUUAAAUUUACUAGGGAAGCCUAUUACCAAAAACCAAAUUUACUUAAAUAUUGCCAAAUUAAGUGGUUUGGUUGAUGAAAAUAAUAUCGAUGUUGUUACUUUAGACGAAAUUCAAUCCCGUUUGGAUUUAAUAGACGGAGAGAUUGAUUUUAAAAGUAAAUUAAAGGAAAACACUAUUGAACUAAACUCGAGGUACGAAGAAACUUUCUUUAAAAAGAUAUAUGAGGAAACUAAUCAAAAAUUGCAAAAAGGAAUUACUAUUCCUCUCAAUCGUGUAAUUGAACAAUACAGUCUUUUGGAUGAUGCAGAGAGUUUCUUCUGUGCACUGAAGUUGAUAGCAUUUAACACCAAAUCGAUAGAAUAUGAAGUCAAAAAGUUUUUGAUUGCAACACUUUGGAGAAGAUGUAUUCUCAAUGACAAAUAUAUUAUGGAGCAUGAUGACGCUAAACAAUUAUCCGAAGGUACAGUCUAUCAAGUUUUAGAAGGCUUUUUCAGUCAAGAACUUUUCAUUUCCGAUAUAGCUUUACCAAGUGUGCAUAUUGUUAAAGAUAAAUAUAUCGUUACGGAAGAAUAUUUGACAAAUACUUACGGUGAAUUCACUUCGAAUGAAGAAGAAAUAUCUAAAAUAAGAAAUUCCAUCGAACAAGAUAUUGAGGAUGUUAGUAAAAUCACUCAACUCGAAGCACAUUUACAUACUAUAAUCAACGCUGCCAAUGAAAACACAGGUAAUCAAUGUGCUAUAAAUUAUGAAACUAACACUAUUGAACCUAAUUAA
Maudiozyma barnettii is the source of this 3519-nucleotide messenger RNA. RefSeq names its product Nup133p (gene NUP133). The record is from RefSeq and is a predicted model, not a curated record. Gene Ontology annotation, cellular component: nuclear pore outer ring. Gene Ontology annotation, biological process: poly(A)+ mRNA export from nucleus; protein import into nucleus; transcription-dependent tethering of RNA polymerase II gene DNA at nuclear periphery. Gene Ontology annotation, molecular function: structural constituent of nuclear pore; protein binding. Bases 1 to 3519 code for a protein of 1172 amino acids. NCBI's taxonomy places the organism in Eukaryota, Fungi, Ascomycota, Saccharomycetes, Saccharomycetales, Saccharomycetaceae. The transcript has a single exon.